CUUAUCAGUUGCUAUUUACAAAAUGAUACAUGGUAGUUAUAAUAACACGUAGAUUCUGAAACUGUUUUUAAAAAUGGGACUAAGUCGGUAAAUCUUACGUACAAAUUAUACCUGAUUGUUGGAUUUAUUCAUGGAAAACGAAUUUGACAAUUAUGUUCCUGGUUGUUUUAAAGUGACUUUGAGAAGAGAAACUGCGAAUAAGAAGGUCAUUUGACAUGGCUACAAGGGACUUGCUCGUCGGAGCAAUAGACUUUGGCACAACUUAUUCUGGCUGGGCUUUCUCCUUCCUGCAUGAUUUUCAGGCGGAUCCUACUAAAGCGACUGUCAAGCAAUGGUUCUCUAGUGGAACUCUAGUUACAGAAAAAGCACCCACGUGUUUGUUGAUAAAGUCAGAUGGAAAGACACUGGAAGCGUUUGGAUAUGAUGCUGAAAACCAAUACAGGGAGCUUGCAGAUAAUGAAAUGCACGAGAAGUACUACUACUUUAGAAGAUUUAAAAUGGCACUCAACAAGAAGCUUGGUGAGAACCUGGACCGUAAUAUGACUAUAGAAGAUGAGAUGGGAAAAUCGAUGAAUGCACUAAACGUUUUUGCCAUGGCAAUAGACUUCUUAGUAGGAGAUAUGAUGAAGAAUGUAAAAGAUAAACUAACCUCCGCUAUUGGCAAGGAUGAAGUUCACUGGGUACUGACUGUCCCAGCAAUAUGGACAGAUGCUGCCAAACAAUUCAUGAGAGAAGCUGCUGUGCAGGCUGGACUUUUAACGAACAAAUUGACGAUUGCACUGGAGCCAGAAGCAGCAUCGAUAUUCUGCCGCCAUUUAUCGGUGGACACAGCUAUUUCUGGUGGAAAUAUUUCAAUAGCGAAGAUGCCUGUUGGUACUAGAUACAUGGUCCUUGAUGCAGGAGGCGGUACAAUAGAUAUAACGGUACACGAAGUUGUCAGCGAGAACAGCGUUAAAGAGAUCCAGUCAGCAAGUGGUGGUGGAUGGGGAGGCAUGCUCGUUGACAAAGCCUUUGAAAACCUUAUCAUUGAUCUGACUGGGCGAAAGGUUUAUGACGUAUUUAAACGAACGGAAACAGAGGAUUGGCUUGACCUCUGGCGUGAUUUUGAAGUAAAAAAAAGAGGUGUUGCACCGGAAAAAACGGCUCGUGUAAAUAUGAAAUUUCCUCUCUCGUUAAGUAACACAUUUGAAAAAGUUACUAAAGGAAAACUAAUGGAUGCCAUUGAGGCUUCUAAAUAUACAAAGGAUAUUCAGUUUGGUGGAGACAAGAUAAAAAUUUCCGCCAGUCUCUUCAAGAGUCUUUUUGAACAUUCAAUAGGAAAAACUAUCGGUCACGUUUCAGCCCUUCUCCGAGAUGAAAACACAAGGAAGAUAAAAAGUAUUUUAAUGGUAGGUGGUUAUUCUGAAUCCCCUUUGCUUCAACACGCAAUCAAAGAAGCGUUCCCAGACGUAGACGUUGUAAUACCAAUCGGUGCAUCAUCUACUAUUGUCAGAGGAGCUCUGGUGUAUGGACACAGCCCUAUAUCUAUACGUGAAAGAGUCUUGAAAUAUACAUACGGCGUGGGAACUACUCAACCGUUUAAAGAAGGUAUUGAUCCUGAGCAUCUCAAACUUCAAGCUGCAACUGGCUUGAGAUGUAAAACGUUCAGUAAGCACGUGGAGAAAGGUCAAGUUGUAAGAUGUCAUGAACCUCAAGUCGAAAGAGGUUACAGAACAAAUCAAACAUUUCAACGUCGAAUAAAGUUUCCAAUUUAUGCCACUGAACUGACUAAAGCAAGGUAUACAGAUGACUGUACAUACAUUGGGGAAAUCAGACUAGAUCUAGAAAACCCAGAUGAGUUACCAGGAAGACGUGUUGUAGUAUCCAUGACAUUUAGUGGAACAGAAAUUGUCGUCAAAGCUGUUGAUGAGAAAACCGGGAGGGACACACAUGUUUUUGUCAACUUCCUUGGAUAAAGAAAACGCACCCUCGUCGUGAGAAACGUGACAUCUUUCCUUGGGAACUCAAUUAAUGCCUUACGUAUGUUUUUAAGCACCUAAAUUUGGACUUUUAUUAUAAUCAUCAUAUUUACGUUUUAUGAUAUUCUUUUUGAUGUAUUAUAAAUCAUUGUGAUAAAUGUUGGACUUUUAUCAUUGCUGAUGUAAACUCACAAUCAAUUGACAUGCGAUACUAGUUGAUUCUUUAGAAUAAACUGUAUUAUUUACUUAUAAUUGCUUAUCCUGUAUGUAUACUGUUAAGUCAAUUUACAUUUGUCGUUUUGUUAAUGACUCAUAACCAAUGUAUAAAACGCGUUCCGUCAAUACCAAUUAGUACUAGGAUUGAUAUAAUCCAGAGCUGUAUCAGUAUUCAACCUAUGUCCAAUAUGAUAGAUCAACGAACCUGUUAUUUGGCCAUUUCUGCCUUUAAGACACUUAUUUUCGAAUAAAAGAAGUUUUUGUCAUUUAUACAUAUUUCAAAAAAUCAAGAGAUUCUUACCAGAUAUCUAUUACAUGAACUUAAGAAAAUAUAACCUUACAAGAUUCCUUAUAAUAAUCUUUUAUCGUAAAGGAGUAAUACAAAAUCUCCGUACCUGGAAAAGAAUAGUCAAAACGGCAAUCAAUAGAGUUUGAUUGGAAAAACCUUGCACUGUGCGAUGAAAGUUUGAAUCAACGCCUUCUUGUACAUCCUGUUUUUGAACCAUGUAUUCUUUGGCAUUUCAGUCGCAAAAGAAAUUACCAAUUUAAAACAAAUUUCUAGGAAAUAUGAUAUGAGCUGCAAAAAAUUGUAACAUAGUAACAAAUGCUAUUUAUUUCAUUGUCGAGACCAGAGUGUUUGUUUCAAUUGUCUUCAUGCAUCGGUAAACAAAUACACGCUGUCAGUCUUACUUUGAUGUAUGAAACACGCUCAUUCAAACUCACACAUACACAGACUCGUACUUACACAAACAAACACAAACUCUCCCACGCUCGCGCGCACGCACGCACACACGCACGCACGCACACACACACACGCAUGCACUGUUGUUCCUAAUUAUUUCAUUUUCAUUAUUUUUUAAUUUUAUAUACAUAGCUCUAUGUAAUUGUUUAAAUUGGGUCAUAAAUCUUAUCCAGUGUUGCAGGUACAUGUAGAUAUUAAAUUUGUAUAAUCCUUCAAGAUACUUUUUUCGUUUCGCCCAGAGGAUAUUGCUGAAUACAAUAUUUCAAAAUUUUGUUAGUUUUCAUAUACAAGUACGUAUGGUUUCUAUGUUGAAUAAAUAUUAACCUUAUCUGUGUUAUGCAUCCAUUCUGUAUUUAUUUGGUAUUUGUUACAUUUAUAUAAUUAUAUUCACAUGUUUGUUUGUCAGUCAUACAUUUAUGUACUGUGUGUACUUUUCAAAACUGGAGGAAAUAAGAAGUAUAUAUGCAUAAAAAAUACAUUACAUGUUUAUAGCACAUGAACAAGAUAUAUUUUUGCAGAGGACAUAGAUUUUUUAAAGAGCAUAAAAGUACGGUGUGAAAGAUAUGAAUUCAUAAUAAAACUUGUUUGAAGUUCUGCAUAACUGCUUUCUGAUUUAAUUUGUAUAAAAAAUAGAUAUUUAGAAAGAUCUCUUAUAAUUAUUUUAGAUUCAGACAACACUAAAUUAGUAAAUUUCUGCCAUGUAUUAUAGUAGCGUCUAUGAAAUUUUGGCGAAGGUCAGCAUAUUGUGAACAUUUGAACAAAAAGUGAAACUCGUUUUCAAUUUGCCUUGAAGAAAAAUAAAUGCAU
Molecule: messenger RNA, 3723 nt
Organism: Ruditapes philippinarum (Manila clam)
Lineage: Eukaryota; Metazoa; Mollusca; Bivalvia; Venerida; Veneridae
Product: heat shock 70 kDa protein 12B-like
Exons: 5
Coding region: 216-1955 (579 amino acids)
Molecular function (GO): ATP-dependent protein folding chaperone; ATP binding
Source: RefSeq, a predicted model, not a curated record